AUGGUCACGGUCAUGGUCACGGUCAUGGUUCAAGCUGCUCUGAGCCAUACACUCACUAAGGGCAUUGAUACAAACAGCGAGAACAGCAUGCAUUCCCUUAUGAUACAAGAUAUUAACCCUUCCUAUAAAGCUGCUCGCCAGCCAGAAUCCCUUGCAAAUCUUUCUCACUACUUCAAUACCGAAAAAUUCCUAAAAAUUUACGCAGCUCUCCUAACAGAUGACUUUGGGUGA
This is a messenger RNA of Monascus purpureus, 231 nucleotides long. Lineage: Eukaryota; Fungi; Ascomycota; Eurotiomycetes; Eurotiales; Aspergillaceae. The record is from the annotation of a GenBank genome assembly.